AUGAGACCUCCUCCAUGUGGUAAAGAGUUUUAUAUGAUGAAACCACUCAAAAUCACAAUAAUUGUUAACAUAUUUUGUGAAGAUGUGUUGAAAGUGACAAUCAAAAUGAGAGAAAAGACAUUUUUCCGACUUCCACACUUACAUUGUCGUCUUCGAGCCCCGUUAGAUAAUCUCAUGCAAAAACAGAUCUCUUCUGCUCGAAAGAGUAUUGUAGGUGAUUUUUCCUUAAAUGAAUCCAAUGUCUCGAUUUCCAAGUAUUUAGAUGAGGCUAGUGAAGAGCAUCUACUUGGAGUGACAUUUAUUUCGGAGGUGGAGAUGACCACAAUAACUGCUAGCAGGUUAGGGUCAUUCGGACCAUCUACAGCAAAAUUGACAGGUGUUUUUGAUAUAAUUCGUCAACAUAAUAAAUCGGACAGGCUUUUAGGGUGUCACAAAAAUAGAAAAAGAGGGUUGGACUACCGCAUUCCGAAGUUUAGUGAGUUACCAUCAUCCUUGGCAGUGUUGCCUCUCUUACGAUCAUUCACAAAACGGAAUGGGGAAGAAUACUAUGGGGAGCUUUUAAUUCAUAAGAUUUAA
Messenger RNA from Echinococcus granulosus, 576 nucleotides. RefSeq lists its product as hypothetical. The record is from RefSeq and is a predicted model, not a curated record. The transcript has 6 exons. The coding region runs from base 1 to 576 and encodes 191 amino acids. NCBI's taxonomy places the organism in Eukaryota, Metazoa, Platyhelminthes, Cestoda, Cyclophyllidea, Taeniidae.